Messenger RNA from Mytilus trossulus (common blue mussel), 2298 nucleotides. RefSeq names its product alpha-1,3-mannosyl-glycoprotein 4-beta-N-acetylglucosaminyltransferase C-like. Gene Ontology annotation, biological process: protein N-linked glycosylation. The coding region runs from base 655 to 2298 and encodes 547 amino acids. Lineage: Eukaryota; Metazoa; Mollusca; Bivalvia; Mytilida; Mytilidae. The record is from RefSeq and is a predicted model, not a curated record. Gene Ontology annotation, molecular function: acetylglucosaminyltransferase activity. The transcript is spliced from 5 exons.
UAUGACCCCGAUGGAUUGCAUGGUUUAAGUAAAACUGCAGACCGUAACAGAUAAAACGAAUAUUUAUCCAUUUAUCAGGAUAAAUGAAGAUAAUCAAAUCAGUUAAAGUAACUAAUUAACUGGGUUAGAUUCUUAGAUAAUCCAGUUCUUCCAACUUUCUUUCACACGAUGUAUGGUAAUACCAUUGCAUAUUUUAUAAUUUUUAUAUCCAAAUCCUUUGCGAAAAUUGGAAAUUCAAAAAACCGACAUCUUCGAUAUAAGAUUAAUUAUUCAAUAGCAGUAAAACCAAUAAGUUUUGACCAUAAUUAAUGUCUUCCCUUUGUACAACUGACCGCUACAGGCAAUAACCACAUGUACAUAAAUUUGAGGUUUCAUUGAUCCGAUUCCCAUCCUGUUGUGUAUAUAAUUCAUAUUGUAUGCACGAACUGAGAAUUAGACAAUACAUACUCCAAAUAUCUACAUUACAGUAAUACGGUAAUAGGAUUUUAUUAGUGAUAUUGGUGUGUUGUAUCAAAAAUACACAGUUUUACAUCUAGCUAAUUACCACAUUCAUCUUAAAAACAGACGUACGUCAGUGUUAUGUGUAAAUUAUUCCCUUUCCGUUUCCAUAGUAACGAAUCCUGUAAUAUCGGAAUGGAGGAACUAUAGUUAAACAUGGUUAUGAGAAAAACACGCAAAGUAUGUUGCAAACUUCUGCUGUGCACGGUGUGCUUAAUAUGUAUUUUUCACAUUCUCCUGACAGUUGAUGUAAAUAUGACAAAAAGAAACGACGAAAUACUGCAUUAUCCACAGGCUGGGAUGUUGAUGAACAAUAUAAGUUUGUUUAGGAACAUAUUGGCGGGAAAAGAAAUGAAAAACUUAUCACUACCAUCACCAUUGACAGAAUUUCAGAAAUUUUAUAACAACAAUAAUGCAGUUGACAAGAAGGUUGUCAUGUAUGGUCAAUCUACAAGGGACCAAGGUUGGUUCAACAGAACUUAUCUUCAACUUAUGAAGAAAAAAAUAUCAGGGACAGAGCUUAAAAAUUUAACUUUGCCUUCGGCACUCGUGGAUUUUGAGAGGUUUUACAACACCCAUUCUAACAUUGAUAACAGCGUUGUUCAGUAUGGUAAUUUUACUAACAGACAAGGUUAUCUAACAAUAGGGAUACCUACAGUAAAGAGACGACUAAAUGGGGACCACUACAUGUUUACAACUCUAAACUCUCUUAUAUCUAAUACUGACCAAGGCAGAAUGCAGGAUGUGAUUAUUGUCAUUUUUAUGGCAGACCCUGACGAAUCUUGGAAUAACGAAAGUGCAAAAAAGAUAUAUGAAGAAUUUAAGCCUCAUUUUGAUAGCGGUUUCAUGCAGAUUAUAAAAGCACCUGAAAAUAUAUACCCAGACUUUUCCAAUUUGCAAAAAACAAAACAGGAUUCGGCAGAACGAGUCCAAUGGCGAUCCAAACAAAAUGUUGACUUCGCCUUUUUAAUGCUGUAUUGUCAGAACCUUAGUACAUAUUAUAUACAAUUAGAAGACGAUGUUCUGGUCGCCUCUAAUUUCGUUAAAGAUAUCGAAAGUUUUGUUUUAAAUCGUACAGACCACUGGAUUUGUUUGGAAUUUUCCACUCUUGGAUUUAUUGGUAAAAUGUUCCAUUCAAGUGAUCUUCGAGUGAUAUCAUCAGUGUUGUUAACGUAUUUCAGCGAAACACCGUGUGAUCUUUUACUAGGAGGAAUUAUAAAAUUCUUAGGACAAAAUACUCCUAUUCAUUCAUCAGUUAGUUUAUUCCAACAUAUUGGUAAAAUUUCAUCACUCCGGAAUAAAAUGAUGCCUUCGAUAGACCGAUUUUUUAAAGAUAAAGGAUCAAAUAUUCUUCCAAUAAUGAAACUACCAAAAGGUGGUCAUCCCGAUGCGAAGUUUGAAACUAACAUGAAAAUCAUAACCGAUUAUCCUCCGGAAAAUGUGUAUAAAAAUAAUUUAUUUUUUUGGGCUUCAUACCCUAGAAGUAAACAGUAUUUUAGACUAAUUUUUACAAAAAAUAUAAAUAUGUCACGAUUAGUUAUUUCUACCGGUGAAAAUAUCAAUAAAACAGACUUCUUAGAGAAUGGAGUAUUGAAGGUUGGUUUUAAUAAUAAGCAAAAUAUUUGCAAUGAUUUGAAAGAAAUUGGUCGUUUCGUUGAAGGUGAAUUCGAUUCUUUAAUACAAGGAAUAGCCAUACCAGAACAUAUAAAAUGCUUGCACAUAGAAGCUAAAAAGGGACAAAAACGGUGGUUGAUCAUAAGAGAAAUUGAAAUAUUUCAAAAUAAAAGAUAUGAAAAAUAG